CGUUACUUACUCCGUGCCUUUAAUGGCAGCAGGCCUGUUCUAUUCUAACUUAUCUCUUUCCUCCAAGUCACAACUCUCUCUCUUUUUCGCGCGCGCGCGGGGAAAAUUUAGCAUUGGAAGUUCUUGAAACUUCACUGUUUCUUGUAAUUUUUGCAAAGCGAUUAAAUUUUCUUCUUAUUCCUUUUGAGAAACUUUUUUUAUUCGUUAUUUUCUUUAUCAACUGCAAAUCUGGAAUUUGUUAUUCUUGAUUCGAUUGCCAUCUCUUUGAUUUGUUAAUUUCAUGCUUGAAUUGUAAUCUCGAUUCGACUUUCUACGCAUUUCAUUUCUUUAAUACGAGGCUAAUCUCCGGGAUUUGUUGGUUCAUACGUAAAAACAGUGCAAAAUCCAGCAUUCCUUGCAUUGGGAUUCAAUCAGCUAUAAUAUCUCGAGAAGAUUUUGAAGAAAACUUUCCGAGAGCGAACUCCUUUAUCUUCCAUUUUUUUUUCUUUCAAAUUCAUAGUUUCUUAUGUUCUCUUGAAAAUCGGUUGGAAUCUUCAUGAAUACCUCUCUCCUCCCCUUUGAAUCAGUAAGAGCAAUACAGAACAGAGUCUCUUCAUUUGAGUGAGAGCUAUAGUAAUAGUUCCGACGAGAACAAUAUGAAUCUGAUAGCUGCGUUAAGCAUGUUUGCGCUAACGUUGGGACCGUCAUUCAUUUAUUCGGAGUCGGAGGAGCCGGAACGGCUUCUAGUGAAAAUGACUCUAGUUCAAGAGGCUUCGUCUCUCGGAGCUUAUUGCUUGGAUGGAAGUUUGCCUGCUUAUCAUCUCCACAGAGGAUUUGGCGCCGGAGAACACAACUGGCUUUUGCAGUUUGAGGGAGGGGGGUGGUGCAAUGAUAUUAAAUCAUGCUUGGAAAGAGCCCAAACCCGUCGAGGAUCAACAAGUUACAUGAACAAGUGGGAGGUGUUCUCGGGAAUCCUUAGCAACAAUGCUUCUCUGAAUCCUGAUUUUUACAACUGGAACCGCGUGAAGCUUAGAUAUUGUGAUGGAGCCUCAUUUGCGGGUGAUGCGAAGUUUGACAAUGGGACAUCAUUACUUUAUUUCAGAGGUCAAAGGAUUUGGCAAGCAAUUAUUUUUGAUCUUCUCCGGAAAGGUCUGGGAAAUGCGAAAAAGGCUUUGCUUUCGGGGUGUUCUGCCGGCGGCUUGGCAUCCUUUUUGCACUGUGACAACUUCACUGGAUAUCUACCAAGGAAUACAAGUGUGAAAUGCUUGAGUGAUGCUGGAUUUUUCUUGGAAGUGUGAGUUAUUAAUUCUUCAAAUCCAAUGUUAGAUUGCAUAUUUAUUUUCCCCUUCAAAUGUUAAAUUUUAUUUUUGUCACUGCAGAAGAGACAUAAGUUUGAACCACACUAUAAGGUCUUUCUAUGAAGACCUUAUUUCUCUACAGGUACACCUUUCACUGUAUGCAGACUGCUUUUAGUCCAAAACUCCAAAUAGCGUAUAUACCAUUCAGAUUUUCUUCGAUCAAAAAGUUGGAUAAUAUCAUUGUCAUACAGCCACCAGCCACUCAUUUACAAGUUUUCUGUGUAGAUUUCUAGAUAAGCAUAUAUUCAAAUUUAAUUAUUUCAAGACAUGGGGAUCCAUGCCCUUUAUUUAUUAGUUGUUUUCCUAAUGCUUUCCCUUUCUGGGAUCAGAAGAGAAAAAAAAUACGGCACCUUACAUGUCCAUAGAAGCUCUUAAACUCGGAUGAACAACCCUCUGAUGUAUUCAAUGUUUCUAACCAUAUCAUGCAUGAGAAUACAACUCUUGCAGGGCGUACAGCAGAAUCUGGAUAAAAACUGCACGACUUCUUGUUACUAUCCAGAUCAAUGCUUCUUCCCACAGUAUGCAUUGCCAUACAUCAGAACACCGUUUUUCAUCUUGAACUCAGCAUAUGAUGUGUACCAAGUAAGAUCUUUCAAUUCAUUAGUUUGAAAUUUUGAAGGCACAUGUCAUGCAAUUUUCUUGUUCUGGUGAUGCAAUGGUGAGAAGUGGCUGCAACGUUUGUGUCAACAGUUUCAUCACAUAUUGGUGCCACCUAAUGCUGAUCCGCUUGGACAUUGGUAUCACUGCAAGCUUAAUCCAGCAGCAUGUAGCACAAACCAGAUAAAUAUUUUGCAAGGUUGUUUUUGAUCCCUACCUUCUUUUUGAAGCAGAUAAUCUUCUUUCUUCCGAUUCCUUGUCACAACAUUCAUAUACCAAAUUCAUUUAUUCGAGGAACAGUUGAUCCCUUCUUAUAGCCUUUGGUUGAGAUCCGAACGAAUGAAUGAAAAUGAAUGUGUCCGUAAGAAAUAAUAAAUCAUAAAGCAUGAUGUUUGAAUAUCUAUAAUCGUUGAUACUAUAUCAGUUUACUAGAAUUUUGUUUUUCAGGAUUCAGGAAAUAUAUGCUUGCAGCUUUGAGUUUUUUCUUUGAAUUUUCAAGGAGAGGUGGGAUGUUUAUCAAUUCUUGUUUUGCUCAUUGCCAAAGUGAGUCACAAGACACAUGGUUUGCAGCUGAUUCCCCGAGGGUACACAAUAAGGUUUAUAAACAUCCUCUUUGCCCAGUUAGACACUGUAGUGCCAAUGAUUUUCCGUUCAUUCUGCUAUGCUAUUUGGUAUUCACUCACUCGAUUGGCUAAAUUCCAAAAAAUAAGAAACCAAAACUUAUCCAAAGAUCAGUCUGAGUUCUGAAUCUGUACAAAUUAUAUAUUUGUGUUAAGUAUAUUGUCUCGUUCAAAUCAUAGUGAAGUAAGCUAUGACCAAAUCCAGUCAUAAAAGCUCGAUGGAAAUGCCUUGGAAAUCUAAUGAGUGGAACGUAGACGUUACUUUUUAACAAAAUGAAUGGUAAAUUCCACACUAGUUAUUGGUGGAAUCAAUCUGGCUUAGGUCCAUUUGUCGGCCACUAGCAGUUUUUCUUUAAGUAGGAUCCUGAUCUGAUUGACCUGAUGUGUUCAUGCCAUCAUUGUGUGCGAGUUUAAGUCUUAUACUUGAAUUUGAGAUGAAUCAAAUUGAUCAACUUAUGCAGAGCAUGCCAUGUUUAGGGUGAAAUGUAUGACUCUCUAGAGUUUUUUGCAUAAAACUCCAACACUACGGUGAAGAAUGUGAAUAAUUAUGCACCCUUCUAUAUGGUGAAUUUGCCAAUGUUUGUCAAGACUGAAAGUCUUAUAAAGUAUCCAUCUUGAGUUAUAACCAUACAAUUUCUUCUAGACCAUUGCAGAAGCAGUUGGUGAUUGGUAUUUCGGAAGAAGGGUGACUAAGGAGAUUGACUGUGCUUAUCCUUGCGACACUACUUGCCAUAACCUGAUCGGCUAAUACUAUAGGUUCAGAUUUUGCAGGUUCCGUCGAAGAUUUUGAAGUUAGAUGGAACAGAGAGUAGCUAUUUUCAUGGAAAUUUCACAUUCUCAGAGUUAACAGAAGUCAUUUGGUAGCUUUUUCAGAGGAUGCGUUGCAGGGAGAGAUUAGAGAUACUUAGGGUUGGCUGUCUCAGCAUAUUGACGAAAAAAUAUUCAUUGCAACGGUGAGACCACUAAGUUACUAUGAUAUUUGCACGAUUUUUCUACUUCCAUUAA
Molecule: messenger RNA, 3559 nt
Organism: Ilex paraguariensis (yerba mate)
Lineage: Eukaryota; Viridiplantae; Streptophyta; Magnoliopsida; Aquifoliales; Aquifoliaceae
Source: the annotation of a GenBank genome assembly